CCCCGCCACCUCUUGCCGCCUCCGGGCGCCGUUGUUUGCGCUUAAACCGCCGCGCCUCCCGCUGACGCCCUGAGCGUAAAGUAGUCUUCCUCGGCCUUCGUCGAGACCCUUUCUAGUUCCGCGAUAAAUUACAGGGCAACAAUUGUACGCCUUUUAAGGGGCAUAACGCAAAAGAGAUUUAGAAAUUAACGAGGCUUCCUUCGGCUCAGGCGACAGGCAGGCUUCGGAUUUUACGUCUGAGGCGAGGCCGCUGCUAUUUGUUGUUGUUUGAAUUGUGGCCGUAAUUGUCAUGUUUGUGAAGUGACCACUUUGCAGCAGGGUGCGUGCUACUGCAGCACAAUGAGCAUUCCGGUGAGCUUUCUAAACGUGCCAGAGUCCAUCAUGGAGUCGGCGUACUUUGCAACGGACAAGUCAAAAAGCAGGAAGAACGGCAACGGAGCUUUGAUGCCGUUGAGUUUUCCCCAGAGCAACGUUGCGCUCUGGGACCCCACGCCGCAAGGGAAGCCAGUUUGUCUGCACAUGGCGCAGUUCAGGAAUCCUCGGCUGCUGAUUCUUGAGAAGACGCUGCGGCUGGCUCAUCGCCACGCCAACCAGUUCGGAGGCAAGCCUCAGUCUGCGUUCCUCAUUGGCUCCCUCACCAUCGAUAACGACGAAGAGGGCAUCACGGUGACGGUGGAUAGGUUCGAUCCAGGGCGAGAGACUCCAGGUGGACCUAGGUACGGUGAUGCCCACUGCUCUUCUGCCAGGAGACUUCCUCAUCUCGAUGUGUGUGGGACCCACCCGGGCAGGCUCCGAUAAAACCGCCAUGCACAGCCGUGAUGACUUCCUGGCCGCGUUCAAGUCUCUGCAUCAGCUGGCAUCGUCUCGCGAGGCCUCCGACCCCGGGCGGCUGCUGCUGGCGCGUGCCGUCCUGGAAGGCGCUCCCUCGGGCCCCGGGGCCCUCGCCUUGUCUCUGAGCCUGGCCGCCGUGGUCGUGGCCCGCACCGUCUCGGCCACGCCCGUGCGGCCGCUGCCCAUCAUUCCCACGGCCCUGGCACGCAACCUCGCAGGCCCGGCGAGCAUCGCGAGGGUGCAGGCAGCGUGCAAGUCUGGGUUCCUGACAAUGGACCAGACACGGAAGCUGCUGCUCGUCUUGGAGUCGGACCCCAAGGCUCAGAGUCUCCCACUGGUCGGCAUCUGGGUGAGCGGGGUGAUGCACGUGGCAAAUCCGCACGUGUGGGCAUGCUGCCUGCGAUUCUUCUUCGGCACUUUCAUCCGCCAGAGGCUGCUUGCGGAGGGAAGCAGAUGCUUGCUGCUCGUGUACACGCUCACGCAUAGCGAGCCCGAGUUUUACGAGUGCAGCCUCACCUCCGGCCAAGGCCUGGACUUCAACUUAUACUCCUGCUCAGAGACACUACACGUCUUCAAGGAUGUGGAGGCUGCCGAGAGACCUCCCGUGCAGCUGGAGUUGGCCCCGGACAGGAGAUGUGGGGAGUGGGGGUGUUUUAAAGGAGCCUUGGGCAGCGCACCUGGCCUGGGGGUCGGCGAGGGGCCAGCAUCACCGGGGCAGCGCUCUCUGCCCAGCGACAACGACUCCGGGCUGGAGGAGGAGGACUUCUCUCCGCGUCCCACGCCCAGCCCUCACCCCAACACCCAGCUGUCGCCGAAGGUGCAUCCGUGCGUGCCGGAGCUGUCGCUCGUGUGCGACGGGACCUUUCUGCCAGCCCUCAAGGGGCCCCCACCACGACCACCGCCGUCGUCCGGCAACGACGAGAACCGCGCACCGGCAGAUCGCGUGCGCCCGGCAAAACGGGUGGGCGACCGGCACUCCAAGAUCCCGCUUGCCUACAAUCACGGCUCUCCUCCCACCUCGCGUAUCGACGCCACUGUGGACAGGGGCCCGCCGCUCAUCCGGCAACCGCUGAUGCCCAAGAACCAGCAGCAGCCGGAUCCCGGUAGUGGCCGCUCUUCGGUGAACUCGGCACCGGUGACGACUGCCGCUGGGCGUCCACUUUCCCAGACACCCCCGGGGCCUGUGUUAUGCCCGCAGGCCAGAGGCGGCAGUGGCAGCCCGGGGUCUCUGCCGCCACGUGCCCAUUCUCCAGACUUCCUGCAGCGGUGCGUGGGCACAACAGCAGCAGGGAUGGUGCCGUCCCGGCGUCAGCCGUCGCCCGUGCCGCGGCGGUCCCUACAGGAGGCACCGCAGCAGGUUCCGUAUUUAUCAUCGUCGCCGUUGUCACAGCAACAGCAGCACCAGCUGCAGCAGCAACAACAACAGCACCAGCUGCAGCAGCAACAACAGCAGCAGCAGCAACAACAGCACCAGCAGCAGCAACAACAGCACCAGCUGCAGCAGCAGCAACACCAACAGCUCCAGCAGCAACAACAUCAGCAACAACAGCAGCAACAUCAGCAGAAACACCAGCAGCAUCAUAAUCAGCAACAGCAACAACAUCAGCAGAAACAUCAGCAGCAACAAAAUCCACAGCAGCAGCAGCACCGGCAGCAGCAACAAAUGCCCCAGCAGCAGCAGCAGCAGCAGCAGCAGCAGCAACCAAACCCCCAUCAGCACCAGCAGCAACAACAGCAGCAACAAAUGCCCCAGCAGCAGCAGCAGCAGCAACCAAACCCCCAUCAGCACCAGCAGCAACAACAGCAGCAACAACAGCAGCAACAAAACGCACAGCUGCAGCAGCAGGAGAAGCAGCAUCAGCACCGUCAGCAGCAACAAAACAAACCGCAACGGCAAAACCCGCAGCAGCAACAACCGCAGCAGCAGCAAGCAUCGUCCCAUCAUCAUAGCUACCGGCAGUCGAGGUCUCCCGCCCAUUUUCACGGGGAGACACCGCACAGUGCCAACUUUGUGCCAUCGUGGCCAUGCCACCACAUGCAGCGGGCGAAAGAGCACUGUUGCUGCUCACAGCGAGACGGCGGCAGCGGUGGCAUCGCCGGUGCCUGCGGUGCGGUAAUGUUGGCGCGGCUGCGAUGGGCGCCGGUCACCCUGGACACGUCGGGUGGCCCGGGUCGCCACCCCCCCUCCUUGUUGGCGCGGCAGUAUGGCCUACAGCAGGACCCGCCCGGAGGGGUGGGCUGCCUGCAUUCCGUCCCGGGACUCUCGGGGGACGCCUACUGCUUGCUCAUGGAGCAGGACCGGCAAUUAAAGCUGCUGCAGGCACAGAUCCAGAAGCUGCUGGCCGCACAAAACUGCAACGGUGGAUCGAAGCGGGACGAGGUUCACGUUCCGGCAUGGAGCUCUCCAAGUUCACCGGGCCCAGCUCCGUCCGAGAGUAAGAGGGCAGCGGGAACGCAGAAGCAGGCGGUCAGCAUCGCCUGCGAGACAGGAGGAAGCUUGAUUUGGGGACCGGGCGGUGGGGAGGCGGCCGGGGAGACGCAAAGAGGAGACACGGGGACGAGCGGAUCACCACCGAGCGGAGACGGCGCCACCGACGGCCACGACGGCGACGACGGUGGGGCCAGCGAAAUCCGGCACGGGGUGACUCGCGACGACGGCGAGCUGGCGCUGUCCGGCGAAGACGAGGGCGCCGUGGCGCUGGCCGUCGCGGCCGUCAUCGAGGCGGCGGCGGUGUGCGACGCGAGCGUGGCCUCGUCGCUGCACGCCGUCGACCUGCCCAGCUUCGUCGAGAGCCGAGGCAGCGCCGACGAUUCCAGCCGAAGCUCCUCCCAGGACAGCUCACCGAUGGGUCCGACCCACCACGCUGGCCAGGGCAGUCCGGCACUCGGGGAAAGCGCCAGCAUCUAUGUCCGCGCCGAGCGGGAAGGAGGAGGUGGUGGUGGUGGUGGCGCUGCAACCGGCACACCGGAGGUGGCGAGCGCAGCAGAGCAAGUGGACGGAGAUAGCAACAGCCUCCUGAUGCGGGACGAGAAGCAGUUCUACCACAACCUCUUGCACCAGGUAAAUCGUCUGCUGACCAACACUGCCGAGACACCCGGUGAGGAGAGCGCCACGAGCGAUCGCGAGGAAAGGCCGCCCGCUGUCCAGCCGUGCCCUGGGAUGGCGACGGCAGCCGAGCCCACGCGAGGAGACGCUGUCCACGGGGUGAUUCAGACGUCGAGACGCAAGAAAGCAGAGGAUAACAGCGUGGUAACGGCGACACUGAAGCAGCUGAGGAAGAUGGGCGUGCGUCUGGAUGGGGAGGGCAUGGAGUGUGUGGUCAGCGGCAGCAGCACCAAACACAGCGAACAGGCGGAGAGGGCCAGCACGUUGGCGCGGAUCCUCCCUACGGCCGCAGCGUUGGCCUUGCCUCACUUCAGCUACUCAUCGCUCUCUUUCGCGAUCGGUACCAGCGGCUUCUUUGGGGAACCCGGCAUGUCGGUCGAUCUGAGCAUGGAGGCUAACGCCAUCGCUCUCAAGUACCUGAGCGACGCACAGCUGGCGCAGCUCUCAAGAGGCGGCGGCAGUAGUGGCAACGGUUUCGGAAGUGGUCGAGCAGCCGAGGUGGCCCGGGCAUCGCUUGCGGCCAGCCUCUCGGACAGCGACCGUAGCACCGCACCGGGUCUCCUGUCUCCAAGCAACAUGUCCUUUGCCACACGGCGGUACAUGCAGAAGUACGGGCUCAUUGAUGGAGGCAUCAGCGAUGACGACGACGACGACGAUGAUGAUGACGAUGAUGAUGACUGUGAUCGCAACCAAGUUGGCGCUGCUCGCUGCAAGGAUUUGGCCGGUGCUCGCGUUCCAGCGGAAAAUGGAGACACCGUUUCUGACAUUAUCGCUAAAUCGCUACCCUCCACCGCUGGCAGCUCUUCCCAAACACCUGGCUCGGACUUUGCCGCCUGCAUGGAGCACGGGUCAGGAGGCGCGAGGCUCUGCGAACGCCUGUCUGCCCGCCGUAACUCGGAGCCCAGCCUGGUGGCCGUGGCAGAGACCGCGGCAGCAGCAGGAUCCCGUCGCUCGACGGGCGAAGGUCGGGCCUUCACCGACGCGGCCGGGCUUCGAGACAACAGCACCGUGCAGGUGCUGAAGGGGUUAACGCAGCCGCAGAGGAAGCUGCUGAGCACAGGACACGCCGUGUUUACGAGGCAUCCGCUCCGCGUUUUGCCGGAGCGGAAAAAAGUGUUGGGUGGUGGUGGUGGUGGUGUUGGUGGUGUCGGUGAUGGUGCUGGUGGUACAGGUCGGGGGGACUCGCCAGAGAAAAUCCGAGGGAACGAUCGUGAGGAGUCGAUGGGAAACAUUCUGGACAUUGAACGGUUGCGACAGCUUCCCAAGCUCUUCUGAGUUAAAAGCAGACAAGGUGGCGACCUCAGUUUUUUUUAUGUUGGAAUUUUGUUUGUGUCCGUCUGGGUGGCUCUGGUUAUAGCUUGGUCGGGGGGUAAACUCGGACAAUCAUCUCUUCCAAGGUUGAUGGAAUUAAUAUCGCUUAGUUUUAAGUCAAAAAUGGUUUUCCUGUGGAUAAACUUGGCCCCGUCAUAGGAAUGUGUAAUUCUCACUACUGGCUCAGGGCUGCCAAUGAAGUGGAGUACCACCCGAAUACUCGUUUAGGUGGGGUGACACUUAUUAAUUUGAUUACAUUUUGUUUGCCUUUUAAACAUUUUAAGUUUUUUAUAUAUAUUUUAAUGAGUUUGUCAAUGUUAUUUAAUGCUCCUCUUGUGGAAUGGGUGAAGUUUAUCAGUUCCAUAGAGCAGUGUGUUUUGUAUUUAACCAGCUUAAAAAAGUUAUGUUUGUUUUUAUUCUGUAUAAUUAUAUUUUUGUACAUUAGUAAAUAACAGCAAGGUUGUCUCGCAUUACAAAUCAAUAGUUCUUGUACAUACGGUGCUCAUGCUUUUUGCCAUAUGUAUAUAUAUUAAUCUGUGCCUUCCAUAGAUUAUAUUUAAGUUGCCCAUACCACUGCAGCUCAGCUCUUAAUGAGGCCCAACUCUUGCAUUCCACAAGGGCCAACAGUGACACGCUGUUUAAUAAUUUCACAUCAAACCUUUAUAUACUCAGGAAAUGGGUGUGUAAGCCGUUUGAAUGGUUUUGCCAGUGUUGUUUUUUGCCAUUAAAGUUUGGCGUGUGUGUUAUGUAUAAUUUAUUUUUGUUCUUUGGUUGUGUGAACAAACACCCUUCCAGCUUCAAGUGUUUACUCAACGCACAGUGAAUUCCACCUUGGCAAUUCUCGACAUUGCUUUUGGAAUUCACGUCUGUGAGCAUUUCAGCAAAAUUAUAUCCAUAAUCAAAUGCGUGUAUAAGUAAUGUUGGAUUUUUAUUUAAACGCCAUUGUUAGGGUGCAGCCUAUGACCAAAUCGUCUGAAAAAGCUAAGCAGAGUUGAGAGCCUGGAUAGUGCUUGAAUUGGGUGACCACCAGUGCACAAAUAUGUUGUCAGACGUCUGCGGGGACCUGGUACUUGGUGGGUAGUAUACGGCAGUGCAGCAAUUCUAUGACUUUACUUACGAACAAGGUGGGUUCCAGAGGUCUUGUUCGUAAGUUGAUUUGCUCAUAAGUCCAGCUUUACACCUGUCGAUUCCAAACAUUGUACGGCAGGUACGUGAACAACGGGGAAUGGUUUUAAAAGUUGUACAAUCUAUAUAUGUAAAUGCCACGGGUUCUUCAUGUUCUGCAGAUGUAGAUGCCACCACCGCCAUCUAUUGCGCGGCAAGUUUAACUUACGACUCUCGAUCCGAAGAGGACCAGGUUUGCUCGUAUCUCUGUAAGUCGGAUGUUCCUAAGUAGAGGAUUCCACGUACGUCUAUGGUCCCUGCCUUUAUCAUUGCAUACUCACAAGUGCGUGGGGGUGGGAGGGGGUUUAGAUAGUUGAUUAAUUGUGACGUAGCUUUAACCCAUAGCUCCUCACCCCUUUCAGAAUGAUCACCAAAGAAACAUGGUAACAUUGCCUUCUCUGCUCGUGUGUUGUGUGUCGUUUGCCUAAAGUCUGGAAUAAAUGUGUAAAUGUGAUGUCCAUUCGGUUUGUUUCUUUUGAUGUGGUAUAUUCUCUAAUAAAGAUUUGCUUUUACUGAUA
Molecule: messenger RNA, 6930 nt
Organism: Lethenteron reissneri (Far Eastern brook lamprey)
Lineage: Eukaryota; Metazoa; Chordata; Hyperoartia; Petromyzontiformes; Petromyzontidae
Gene: STIL
Product: STIL centriolar assembly protein
Biological process (GO): microtubule organizing center organization; transcription initiation at RNA polymerase II promoter; protein localization to centrosome
Cellular component (GO): microtubule organizing center; transcription factor TFIIA complex
Source: RefSeq, a predicted model, not a curated record